Molecule: messenger RNA, 1827 nt
Organism: Plasmodium yoelii
Lineage: Eukaryota; Apicomplexa; Aconoidasida; Haemosporida; Plasmodiidae
Product: U3 snoRNP-associated 55-kDa protein
Exons: 1
Coding region: 1-1827 (608 amino acids)
Cellular component (GO): small-subunit processome
Molecular function (GO): snoRNA binding; protein binding
Source: RefSeq, a predicted model, not a curated record
AUGAAGAAGUUUAACAAGAGGAAAAAUAAUACUGGGAAAAAGGGAGGUUAUAAUAACAGAAAUAAAAAUAAAAAGGUAGAUGAUUCAGAGAUCGAAUCAGAUGAUAUAUUGUCAUCAAAUUUGUCUGAAGAAGAUACUAAUAUUUUAAGUAAAAAAACAAAAUUUAAUGAUGAAAUAAUUGAAAGUGAUGAAGAUGAUAAUAAAAACAACUCGGAUGAUGACAACGAUUAUGAUGGGUUUAAUAAUCCAGAGGAAAGGAAAAUGUAUUUAGCUAAAAAAUAUCUCAAGGAUAUGGGAAUUGAAAGUAGUGAAGAAGAGGAUAGUGGUGAGGAAUCAGAAAAUAGUGAGAAUGAAGAAAAAAAAAAAAAAAAAAUAGGUUCCGAUUUUUCAUCUGAUGAUAAUGAUAGUGAUAUUGAGAAAAAAGAAAAAAUAAAAAAAAUGUUAAUGGAAAAAGAGAGUUCUAAAAAUAGGAAAAUUCUUUUAAAUUUAAGAGAUAAAAUAAGAAUAUUCUAUGAUGAAGAAUUAUCGAAUACUUUAUUAAAUAAUAAUGAUAAAAGAAAUAAACAAAAUAUAAAUAAUUUAUCAAAAAAGGUAAAAAAUGAUGAUAAUGUUUUGUUUUUAAAUGGACACAAAAAAAGUGUUACUACAGUUGCCUGUCCAGAUUAUAAUUUAUCCUUUUUUGAUCACUAUAAUUAUAAAAUCCAAAAUAACAAUUAUGAUAAAGACAAUAAUAAUGAUAAGUUAAACAAAUAUAAUGACUAUAUUAAUAGUGAUGAUGAAAAUGAAUCCUUUCUACAUUCAAACAAUAAAAAUAGUGAAAAUUUAAAAAAUAUAUCUGACAAUAUUAUGUAUCCUAAAUUUUUUGAAAAUACUUCAAUUAAUACAAUAUAUACAGGAGGAAAAGAUGCUUGUAUUAUUGAAUGGGAUUUAUCUCGACAAGAAAAAGUUCAUAUUUAUAAAGGAAAUCCAGAUUCUUUUAAAGAUUUUGGAAAUCAAAGUGGGAUUUGCCAUUUUAAAAGUAUAAUGGAUAUUUAUUGUAAUAAAUAUAAUUCAUUUUUUAUGUCAGUUGGAUGUGAUAAUUUAAUAAAUGUAUGGGAUAAUAGAACAAAAAAAACUUGCAUGAACUCAGUUAUAGGUCAUAAAAAUAUUAUAAGUUCAAUAGUUGGAUGUAAUGAUGAUACAGAGGAACUAAAUAUGGAACAUAAUUUUUUUACUUCAUCAUAUGAUAAAACAAUUAAAUUGUGGGAUUUAAGAUUUUUUAAUAAAUGUAUAAAUACAUACUUAGGUCAUACAAAUAAUAUCCUUACAAUGAAUUCAUUAAAUCAAAAUAAAUUAUUAACAAGUUCUAGUGAUUAUACUAUACGUUUUUGGAAUACAAAAAAUGAUAAUCAUAUAUUAUUUAAUAUAAAUUAUGAAAUUAUUGAAUCAUGUUGUACUCUUAAUAAUAAAAUAUUUGUAGCAGGAACAUUCUCAGGAGCCCUUUAUAUUUUUACUUCAUCUUAUAAAAAACCAAUUUGCAUACACAAAAAUGCACACAAUUCUUAUCCCAUAACAGCACUUAUAAGUAUUCCAUUUACAAAUGUAUUUAUUUCUGGCUCUUAUGAUGGAUAUAUUAAUUUUUGGGAAUAUAAAAGUACUAGUAAAAUAUCUGCAAAUAUUCAAAAAAUUAUGACUGUACAGGUAAAUGGAACAAUAAAUAAAUUUUCUUUUGCACACAAUUAUAAAUAUUUAUUUGUGGCUAUUGGUAAUGAAAUGAAACAUGGCAGAUGGACACGAACGAACAAUAAAAAUGGCCUUGCUAUAAUACCAAUUCAAUUUUUGUCAUAA